AUGUCGUUUGAACCAAAAACCAAGGUGGAUCUGGAUCCGCCCAAAGACGACAUCAUCAGCCUCGACUAUCUAUCAAAGUGUGACGGAAAACACGAAGGCUAUCCGACUUACGUGGCGAUCAAGGGGACGGUAUUCGAUGUGACCGGUAAUAAGGCAUAUAGCCCUGAUGGCUCUUACAAAGGUGGGUACCGCCCAGAGACAUCAUCCAAGUCUUCUCUGAAGCCAGAGGAGUGCGUACCGGAGUGGCAUGACCUGACAGACGAGCAGAAGAAGGUCCUCAAUGACUGGUACACGUUCUUCAGCAAGCGUUACAACAUCAAAGGCGUAGUGGAAGGUGCGCAGAAUAGAUGA
This is a messenger RNA of Ramularia collo-cygni, 351 nucleotides long. RefSeq names its product related to DAP1 Damage response protein. Gene Ontology annotation, cellular component: endomembrane system; membrane. Lineage: Eukaryota; Fungi; Ascomycota; Dothideomycetes; Mycosphaerellales; Mycosphaerellaceae. The record is from RefSeq and is a predicted model, not a curated record. The transcript has 4 exons. Bases 1 to 351 code for a protein of 116 amino acids.